Messenger RNA from Hansenula anomala, 4869 nucleotides. RefSeq lists its product as uncharacterized. Gene Ontology annotation, molecular function: protein heterodimerization activity. NCBI's taxonomy places the organism in Eukaryota, Fungi, Ascomycota, Saccharomycetes, Phaffomycetales, Wickerhamomycetaceae. The transcript is spliced from 2 exons. Gene Ontology annotation, cellular component: membrane; Golgi apparatus. Gene Ontology annotation, biological process: Golgi to vacuole transport; Golgi to endosome transport; protein targeting to vacuole. The record is from RefSeq and is a predicted model, not a curated record. The coding region runs from base 1 to 4869 and encodes 1622 amino acids.
AUGAAGGUUAUUCUUGGAUUAACCUACCUGGUGGUCGCUCUUUUAAAAGUGGUGGUAGCUGAUUUUGCCCCAGAAAUACAUUCACAAGUGUCAGAUCAUGUCUCUGAAAGCAUUUUGUAUUUUGAUGAUUCCCCAGUCCUUUUGAAUUUGAAUGGCAAGAGUUUACUAAGAUCUCAAGAUGAUGGGAAGAAUUGGGAAAAAGUUUUAGAUGAUGUUCAAAAUUUCUAUAUUGAUAAGAUUAAAAAAGAUCGUGUUUUUGCCUUUUCUUCAAAAUCAACACAUUACGUUUCCAAUGAUCAAGGUAAAAGUUGGGACACAUUCAAAGUAGAAAUUGAUCCUAAUCUCAAUUAUGAAGUGAAUGUCAAUAGCAAAAACACUGAUGAAGUAUUACUGGCAUUUAUUGAAUGUGAUAAAGAAGGAAACUGUAAGAAUGACGUCUUUUACACCACUGAUGGUUUUAAGAAUGAUCCAAAGAUUUUGAUACCAAAUGUUUCAUACUGUACCUUUACAAAAUCUAAUGGUGUUUUUGAUGCAGGUGAUGAUAGCAGAAUUUUGUGUUUGAAAAGUGAAAGAGAUACUCACGGAUAUAUAAGGCAAACUCAAAUUAUCACUUCAACUGAUUUCUUCAAAACACAAGAAACCAUAAAUGAUACCACCGGGAUCCUAGCAACUAGUUAUGUUUUGGAAAUUAAUGUUAUUCAGUCAUUCAUUGUUGCCACUGUGCAAACUGAUAAGUACGGUGCUACCGGAUCUUCAGCAGUUCUAUACGUGUCCAAAGAUGGCUAUGAAUUUACAAAAGCCGUUAUCGAUGCUGCCAUUGUCUCUGAUAGCUUUAGCUUCCUCCCUUCAAGCAAAUCCUCAUUGCAUAUCAGUGUUUGGGGCUUCUCAGAGGAUGGUAAGCAAGUUUCUGAUAUUUUGUCUUCUGACAGUGAAGGUAUUCAUUUCAAAAAGUUGCUAGAGAACAUUGAAGGUAACUUCUUGGGAUUUGUGAAUUUAGAGAAAGUGGAAACUAUUGAAGGUGUUUGGAUUGCAAAUGUGAUGGAAGGAUAUGAUAGUAGUACUUUGGCUCCAUUAUCCAAGUCUAAAAUUACUUUCGAUGAUGGUCGGACAUGGGAUUAUCUGAAAACUAGUAAUUGUCCAGGUGAUGAAAGCUGUAGCUUAAAUUUGUUAAGCUUGGAAGAAAGAAGAGGAGAUGGUCAAGGUGCCACAGGUGCUACUCCAGGUAUUUUAUUAGCUGUUGGCUCUACUGGUACAUCUCUUGAUAAAAACAUUCUGAACAUGCACACCUAUGCUUCAAGAGAUGGGGGUCUUAAUUGGGAAAAAACUCUUGAUGAGCCAACUAUAUUUGCUUUUGGUGAUCUCGGUAAUGUUAUUGUUGCUGCUCCAUACGUUAAAUCUGAUAGACGUAAAGAAAACUUAUUAACGUCUAAACUCUAUUAUUCUCUAGACCAAGCAAAAACGUGGCAAUCAUUCAGCAUUGAUAAGGACAUUUUUCCAUAUUUGUUAACAACUACUAUCGAUGGCACCUCAACCAAGUUUAUUCUUUCUGGGUUGUUCAGACCUCAAAACUCAAAUGAAAACAGCCAGGUUCUUUAUAGUCUUGAUUUUGCAAAGGCUUUCGAUUCGACUUGUGGUGAUGGGGAUAUGGAAACUUGGUAUGGUAGAACAGAUGAUGACGGUAAUGGUCAAUGUAUCUUUGGUCAUAAAGAUAUUUUCAAGCGCAGAAAACAAGAUGCUAAAUGUUUUGUCAACAAAGUGUUUGAAGACUUGAAAGUUGAAGAAGUUGCUUGUCAAUGUACUGAUGGGGACUAUGAGUGUAACUUUGGUUUCUUGAAAAAUUCCAAAGGUGAAUGUGCUCCCGAUUACAAUGCUAUUACCAAGAUAUGUGCAGAUUCUUCAAACAAAGAGUUGAAAUUACAGUCAAAAAGAAAGAUUCCAGGUAACUUAUGUGAAGGUGGAAGUGUUGAUUUAAGUGAAAAAUCGUUCAAUUGUGAUGAUGCUUUACUCAAAGCAAACAAGAUUCAAACUAGUGAAACAAGUUUCCAAGGCAGGAUCGCUCGUUACAUGUUUUUGGAUCAAACUAAAGGUCAUAGCUCUGAUGAAACCAUCCUUGUUAGAACUACAAGAAAUGAAGUUUUCAUCUCACAUGAUGCUGGUAAAAGUUUCAAAAAGUACCAAACUGAUGAUGAAAUUUAUGAGAUUUACCUAAACCCAUACUUUAAAGAUGAUGUUGUCCUUAUCACCACCAACAAGAAGUUACACAUCUCAAAUGACAGAGCAAACACUUUUCAAAUUGUUUCAGCACCAUCAUCAAUCAACGUUUUCGGAUUACCAGUUUUGACGUUCAACAAUCAAACAGACGCUUCAUUUAUAUUCUAUGGUGAUGAGAAUUGUGAAUCCAGAUUCUCAGAAAACUGUAAGUCAGUUGCAUUUAUUACUAAAGAUCGUGGUCAAUCAUGGAAAAGUCUAGCCAAAAAUGUUAGAACAUGUGAUUUUGUUGGUGCUAGAUACACCAAAUUCAAUGCUGAUAAAAACACAAUAUAUUGUCAGGUUCUCGAAAAAGAUGGAUUCUCAUUGAUUUCCUCAGAAGAUGAAUUUGCCAAUCAAAAGACAUUAUAUGAUAGAAUCGUCGGAUUUGCAACUACCACACACUACACUGUUGUUGCAGCUGUUGAAGGAGACAGUCUGAAGGCUUAUGUUACAGUAGAUGGUGAAACUUUUGCUGAAGCUUUAUUCCCAUCAAACUUCAAAGUCAACAAGCAACAAGCUUAUACAAUUCUUGGUUCAGAAACAGGUGCUAUCUUCUUACAUGUCACUACCAACGAAAGAGCCGGUUCCGAGUUUGGCUCAAUUUUAAAAUCUAACUCCAAUGGUACAUCAUAUGUUCUUUCUGAAAGAUUUGUGAACAGAAAUGAAUAUGGUUUUGUUGAUUAUGAAAGAGUUGAAGGACUUGAAGGUAUUGCCAUCAUUAAUACUGUUUCGAAUAACGAAGAAGCAAAACAAGGUUCACGUAAACAGUUGAAAUCCCAAAUCACAUUUAAUGAUGGUUCAGAUUGGGACUUACUUCAACCUCCUUCUACAGAUUCUGAAGGUAAGAAGUUUUCAUGUGUCGGUAAAUCUUUGAGUGAAUGUUCGUUACAUCUUCAUGGUUACACUGAAAGAAAAGAUUAUCGUGAUACUUUCUCAUCAGGAUCCGCCACUGGUGUUUUAUUAGGUGUUGGUAAUGUCGGUGAUACACUUGGUGCUUUUGAUGAUGCUUCAACAUUUAUUACAACAGAUGGGGGUAGCACCUGGAAAGAAGCCAAGAAAGGAGUAUAUCAAUGGGAAUUUGGUGAUCGUGGAUCAAUCAUUGUUCUAGUUAAUGAUCAAACAAAUACAGACACUAUACAUUAUUCUUUGGACGAAGGUCAAUCAUGGAAUGACUACAAAUUUAGUGAAGAUUUGGUCAAAGUUGAAGAUAUUGUUACUGUUCCAUCUGAUACUUCAAAGAGAUUCUUAUUGAUUGCCAACUCUCCAGCAAACAGAGGCGAAGAAACAAAGACCUUUGCUCUUGAUUUUGAGAAUGUUUUUGCAAGACAAUGUGUUUUGGAUUUGGAUGAUCCAGAUAAAGAUGAUUUUGAAUAUUGGUCUCCAAAACAUCCUUUCUCCACUACAAAUUGUUUGUUUGGUCAUGAAGCUCAAUAUUUGAGAAGAUUAAGUGAUCAUUCUGAUUGUUUUAUUGGAAGUGCACCAUUGAGUUCUGCUUUCAAAGUUGUUAGAAACUGUCCAUGUACCAGACGUGAUUAUGAAUGUGAUUUCAACUAUGUCAAGGCAAGUGACGGUACUUGUAAGUUAGUCGAGGGAUUGGAACCAGCAGAUAAUUCUCAGAUCUGUAAAAUUGAUAAAGAUGCUUUUGAAUAUUUUGAGCCAACCGGUUAUAGAAAAAUUGCAUUAUCAACUUGUGAAGGUGGUCAAGAAUUUGAUAAGCUUGAUCCUAUUCCAUGUCCAGGUAAAGAGGAUGAGUUCCAAAAGAAACGUGGUGGCAAGCUUAAAGGAUUUGGUUUGGCUGUUGUUAUCAUUGCGCCUAUUUUAGUUUUCUUAUUUGCAGUUUGGUUUGUUUAUGAAAAAGGUAUUCGUCGUAAUGGUGGAUUCCAAAGAUUCGGUGAAAUCAGAUUAGGUGAAGAAGAUGAUUUGAUUGAAAAUAAUGCCACAGACAAAGUUGUUAAUAGCAUAAUCAGAGGUGGUGUUACUGUUAUUGCUGCUGGUAUUGCAACCUUCAAGAUGUUCAGAAUCUUUGAUAACUUUUUGAUCAACAAAGUCAAAUCCAUCUUUUCUAGAAAUACAAGAUAUGCAAGAAGAGGUGCAGGUUAUAAUGCUGUCAGAGAUGGCGAUUUUAGAGAUGAUGAAGAGGAAGACAUUUUGGGUGAUGUGAUAGAUGAUGAUGAUUAUGAUAUUGAUGAUGAUGGUGAAGUGUUGAACGAAGAACAAGCUCCAGCAGCCGAAGCCGAGGAGGAUGACUUAGGGCUUGAUGAUGCACCAGAGGGAGAUGAAUAUACUGAUGAUCAAAACUUGUUCAAUUGUUUGUUCAUUAUAAAAAUGUCACCUAAAUUUGAUGAUAUCAAGACUCAUUUCCCAGCUGCUAGAAUAAAGAAGUUGAUGCAAUCAGAUGAGGAUAUUGGUAAAGUUGCUCAAGCAACACCUGUUGUUGUUGGUAGAGCUUUAGAGUUUUUCCUAGCUUCAUUGGUUGAUGCUGCUGGUACAGAAGCAAAAGAUGCUGGUACCAAAAGAGUUACUGCACAACAUGUGAAACAAGCAAUUCAAAAGAAUGAAAACUUUGAUUUUUUGGUUGAAAGUGUCUGCAAAGCUGAUGGUAAUGGAUCAGAACAAUAA